AUGGGCGGCCAAGGAAGAGAAGGCGGCAAAGUCAAGCCCCUCAAGGCUGCUAAGAAGGAAAAGAAGGAGCUGGACGAGGAUGAGCUUGCCUACAAGGAGAAGCUGAAGGCGGAUGCCAAGGCUAAGAAGGACAUGCUUGACAAGGCCAAAGGCAAGGGCCCGUUGAACACCGGCUCCCAGGGCAUCAAGAAGUCCGGCAAGAAAUAA
This is a messenger RNA of Talaromyces proteolyticus, 207 nucleotides long. Its product is annotated as translation machinery associated TMA7. NCBI's taxonomy places the organism in Eukaryota, Fungi, Ascomycota, Eurotiomycetes, Eurotiales, Trichocomaceae. The transcript has 3 exons. The coding region runs from base 1 to 207 and encodes 68 amino acids. The record is from RefSeq and is a predicted model, not a curated record.